Aspergillus nomiae NRRL 13137 is the source of this 3951-nucleotide messenger RNA. Its product is annotated as IQ and HECT domain protein. Gene Ontology annotation, cellular component: mitochondrial large ribosomal subunit. Gene Ontology annotation, biological process: ubiquitin-dependent protein catabolic process; protein polyubiquitination. The record is from RefSeq and is a predicted model, not a curated record. NCBI's taxonomy places the organism in Eukaryota, Fungi, Ascomycota, Eurotiomycetes, Eurotiales, Aspergillaceae. The transcript has 5 exons. The coding region runs from base 1 to 3951 and encodes 1316 amino acids. Gene Ontology annotation, molecular function: structural constituent of ribosome; ubiquitin protein ligase activity.
AUGUUCAAGCCUUCACAACCGAUGAUGGCGCGACUGCGCUUGACAACCAAGCAGGUCAAUGGUGGCUACUAUAAAGGAAACCGCACCGGCGCGAUGGGUUAUUUCGCGAAGAACGGCUCGUAUGUGAUCGACUGGAAAAAAGUCCGAACCUUUGUUGUUCCUGAUAACUUGGAUGAAUUUAAGCUUACCCCAUUCGUCACGCAACGCAUGGCCCCAACAAAGUCCAAAUACACCAAAGACAUGGAGAAGGAUAGCAAACUGAUUACAGUUGAACGAGCCUUUGGCGGGAAGGACUACCUUGAUAUGUGGGCUUCGGACAAUGGCCAAGAGUCAUUCACGGGUAACUCUCGCCGUCCGCGGCAGGUUAAUCUCGGAGGUCGCAAUACGAACCCUUUCGCCGCAUUUCCUUCCGGAAGACAACACCCUCAUGGCACAGGGCCCCAGAAUACUCUGGCAGUUGCACAGCAAGAGCGCCUACUAAGGCAACAAGAGAGAGAACGGUUGGGCGCGACCCGGAUCGUCCAACGGACAUGGCGGGGUUAUCGAAGUAGGAAGAUAACGUGCGGUGCAUGGCGAGCAGAGUGGGAUGUCACUGAGCAACAGAGGUCACAACUGCUCCUAUCAUUCGAUGAAAUGACCCAUGAUGCUGUACAGACUUCACCUCACUAUGCCACAGCAGCAGAGUGUCUGUCGCAGUUACGACUGUUGGUACAGUUCCUGGACCCGCGGAACAGCGGUGAUAUCCUCCGGCUCGCCUACUUUUCAAAGGCAUUCCAAAACACCCUACGCAAGGUGCCCACUAUUGCGACCAAAGGAGAGUGGACAACGCCUCUGAAGCGCUUGUCAAGGUUGACUCUACGCGUGCUGCAUUCAGCUACCGCUCCGACAGUGCCAGCGAUUGCCUUGUGGCCUCUUCUCGAGUUAUUGAUAUUUUUGAUGGACCUCAUCCCAAAGCAAAUGGCUCGCUUAUCUCAAGAAUAUUACUCUGUAAUGGCUUCUCUCACGAUAAAUAUAGACGCAAUCUCCUCAAGGUGUCUUUUAUCGAGAGAUAACCUCGUUCAAGCUGUUCUAGCAUUGCUUCGACCGAUAACCGCCGAGACGCUCACUGCCUAUGAAUGGUUUGCAAGGAGCUACUUGACUGUUCCAGAUCUCCCGGCGUACCUAGGGACAUUGGAUGGGCUUGCAAACAAUAUCAAUUAUAAAUUGCUGACGUCCGCGUUCGAGCCCUUGCAGUUGCAUUUAAAAGACAGCCCUCAAACUCCGUUGAUGCAUGCUCUGGGAAGCCAGGCCGGAUACCAAGCACCCGAGUCUGGUUUUGUGAAGGUUGUAUCGGACUUACUCAACUCUACUGCUGUGCAUAUAUCGCGACGUCUCGAAUCCGGGGAGGUCACCGAAUUUGGGGACACACCUGAAAGAGCACCAUUGCAUCCAUUUAUUAAGGAACAGCUAUUCAGCCUUGUCAACCAGGGGAGUAUAACCGGGUUGCUUUCUGAGUUGCAAUCUAGUCACUUGUCUCAACGUGACCUGGCAGAUUCACAAUCUGAUGCGUCGCGGGAGGCGAGAAUCCUUGCAACAUACGCCCUGACUCUUUUGAGGGUGUUUCCUCGGCGAGGCGAUGACAUUCGAAUGUGGUUGUAUUUGGGAUCCGCUAUCUCGGAUGAUCACAUGGCCGGCCAACCUGGGUCGAGAAUACCGGCUAUCAAAUAUUUUUGGCAAGCAUCCAGGUCCAGUGACAUCUUCAAUACAAUAAGCGAAGAUUCAACGAAGGUACUGUCAUUACUGAAACCAGCCAGCGAUACGAAUGACGCCAGGCUACCAACCAUGUCGCCCAAAGAGCGUGACGAAGAGUGGAUGAUCAUUCUCCUCUUCCUUGAGCUGUAUACGUUUGUCCUCAAAGUGAUGGAUGAUGAGGAGUUUUUCUCUAGCGGAUCUUCUUUCACUGCUUCUUCAAAUAUGAGAGUUUCAUGGACCAAGGAGAGCGCUCUUCCUUUGGAAGAUAUCAAGGAUAUGACAAUAUUCUUGAAAAACCUGGCAUUUACUCUGUAUUGGAACUCGGCAGAUUUGAACGAAGAUGAAACUUUUAAUGACAGUGCAGGGAUUCGGAGUUAUUUCAGCUCCUCUGUUCCUCCAUCUGACACCAUUUCAAGCGUUCGGGAUCUUGAAAUGAAAAAUAAGGAAAAGGGGCUAUCUGGUGUGACGGGGAUCCCGCUCGACUAUUUCAAAGGCCUCGUGACCGGUCUGUUGAGGAUGAUUCAUGAGCGUGAUUCACGACGCAAGUUCCUCCCUGAUGGGCACUGGCUGAUGACCAACCGCUUUGACAUGGAAGGUUUUAUCCCUGCUGUUGUGGCGGAAGAAGAGAAUAGACACCAACUGCAGGACGAGGAAGAGGGCGACGAACAGGAUGAUUUAAUGGAUGAUGCUUAUUAUGAACCGUCAUUGGGACUAAUUGGUACAGGACGUGCCCAACAGACCCGGCGAAUCGAAGCUCUUAGACGACGUCAACAACGAGCAGCUCGCAGGAAACAACUGGAGGCGGUGGCUCCUAGACUCGAAAUCCUGAGAAACAUGCCGUUCUUCAUUCCUUUUCAUACCCGAGUGCAGAUAUUUCGAGAAUUCAUUUAUCGUGACCAGCUGCGCAGACGACAAGGGUUCAUCGACCCGGAUGCUUGGCGUAUGUCUGUAGCCCAGGCCUCGAUGGGGCGUAUAAUCGAUGGGCGGCCCGCGGUGCAGGAUAUCCUUGGCCGGCAUCAUGCGAACAUCAGACGCGAGAGAGUGUUCGAAGAUGCAUUUGAUCAGUUCUACGAACUCGGCGAGAGCCUCAAAGAACCUAUACAGAUUACAUUCAUUGACAAGUUCAACACUCCGGAAGCGGGUAUUGAUGGUGGUGGUGUGACGAAGGAAUUUCUAACCAGCGUCACGAAUGAAGCCUUCAAAUCCAUAAGUGACUUGAACUUGUUUGAAGAGAACGAGCAACAUCUACUCUACCCGAACCCAGCUGCGGUCGAGCAUCGUCGCGAGCUCUUGAGACAGGGUGGGCUUGCUGAGAACGGCCCAGACUGGAAUGACAAUAUCCGCGAUUUGCUCAGGCGGUAUGAGUUCUUAGGGCGAGUUAUAGGAAAGUGUCUUUACGAGGGUAUAUUGGUUGAUGUGAACUUUGCGCCGUUUUUUCUGCUGAAAUGGGCUUUGACGGGUGGCACGGGCUCGGCACAAAAGGAAACAGCAUAUCGAGCCAACCUUAAUGACCUUAAAGACCUCGACCAGGGACUAUAUCAAGGAUUGUUGCAACUGAAAAACUACCCAGGGGAUGUGGAAGACUUUUCUUUGAACUUCACCGUUACUGAUAUCAUACCUCUUUCGAACGGGAGAAGUCGCACGAUCACUCGGGACCUCAAACCCCACGGGUCAGAUAUACCUGUAACGAACCAGAACCGGCUCGUGUAUAUCUCAUAUAUUGCUCGAUACCGUCUUCAGGCACAGCCCGCUUUGCAAACAAACGCCUUUCUCCAAGGUCUGGGACAAAUUAUACAGCCUUCGUGGCUGUCGAUGUUCAACCAGUCGGAACUGCAGACCUUGGUUAGUGGCGAGUCAGGGGAUAUAGACGUAUCGGAUUUGAGGCGCAACACUCAAUACGGAGGGGUGUAUACCAUUGGUGACGAUAGGGAAGAGCAUCCGACGAUCCAACUAUUCUGGGAGGUCAUGCAUAAGAUGACCAACGAGGAGCGACAGAAGGUGCUACGAUUUGUGACGUCUACUCCACGAGCUCCUCUACUGGGAUUUAGUCACCUGAACCCACGAUUCAGCAUUCGUGAUUCCAGUGAGGACCAGGAGCGACUUCCUAGUACGAGCACCUGCGUGAACCUUCUGAAGCUGCCUCGUUAUACCAACGCCGACAUCCUACGGGAAAAGCUUCUUUAUGCCAUCAACUCUGGCGCCGGGUUUGAUCUUAGUUGA